AUGAAACUCAUUCAGGUGUAUGCACCAACAUCAAGCAGACCAGAUGAAGAAGUAGAACAACUGUAUGAAGAAGUACAGCGUCAGUUGACAACAGACUGCCACUACCACAUAGUCAUGGGUGAUUUCAACGCCAAGAUCGGGAUAAAGUCAGACGAACAAGAGCGUGCCACAGGGAAAUUUGGCAGCGGAGAGAGGAAUGAAAGAGGAGACUUACUGAUUGAAUGGGCGACAGCAAAUAACUUGAAGAUCAUGAAUACCGUCUACAAGAAGAAGAUAUCAAGAAGAUGGACAUGGCAAAGCCCAGAUGGAUGUACAAGAAACGAAAUUGAUUUACAUCAUGACAAACAGACCCAACAUCUUCACGGAUGUGAAAGUGCUUAA
Messenger RNA from Lingula anatina, 381 nucleotides. RefSeq lists its product as uncharacterized. The record is from RefSeq and is a predicted model, not a curated record. NCBI's taxonomy places the organism in Eukaryota, Metazoa, Brachiopoda, Lingulata, Lingulida, Lingulidae.